GUCUCGAAUGCUCCGCCAAGUUGGCCGCUCUCCAAGCCCCGGAGAACGGAGACCAACAACUCGCCCCGUCGCUCAUCCUCCUCGACAACUUACCCCAGCAUCCCAUGCUAUAAAGAUUUCCACCCGGGCGACCCUGCCCCUCAAUGCCUCCAAGACAGAGUCCCCCCUCUCCGAUUCAAUGGCUCCGUCGCACUCUCCCAGUCCCGCCCGCGUAGGCAGCCGGACUGUUCCCAUCAACUCUCGUCCCUCUCUCGAAACCAACUUCACCGACCCCUCCUUCGACCCUGCCGACUUCCUCAACGAUGCUCUCCCCCCGUUGACGCUGGCGUCUUCACAAGCGCAUGGCCCCCGCAACCCCGGGGCCGUCUCCCUCGCCGAAUCCUCCACCCAGGUCCAGUCCAUCCUGACGCAGAUCAAUGCGCAGAACGUCCGCCUCUCGAAUAACUUGACGCAGCUGACGGACGAGAUCCUUCGCAGCGGCGGCCGUCUCGCUUACGAGGUGGAGGUGCUGCGUGGAGAAACGAUCGGGCUGUCGGAUACGUUGACGGAUGCUUUGCGUGAUGACAUAGCGAAGUUCGUCCCUGAGUCGACGGAGAAGAAAGAUAGCGGUGCGCAGGAUCCAUCGAUUACGCCUGACGAGGACCAAACGCCCAAAGAAGCAGACGAAGCAACAGAACCAGAACCAGAGCAACAACUAGAACCCGAGGACCUCCCCGCCGUCGCAGACCCGGAAUACAUCACGAAACUACGAACCCUGAACCAGGUGCGCGCGCGACUGGAAGAAGUUGUGCAGACGUUCGGCGACGCCAUGGAAUGGACUCUCCCGCCGUCCGAGACCUCCCUGACCUCGUCGUUCAUAUCGGUGUCUGCGCCCGAGCCCGGAUCCGAGAGCCACAGCCGCGAGGAGAAGGGCCAGGAGAUCAUGAAGAAGCUGCGGGCGGAAAUCACGGAGCUCCUGGACAGCAAUGGUGGUGGGGAGGAGGGCGUGGAUGCAGCGACGCAGCGGGUGGAUGCGCUGCGGGAUUUGGCUACGGUGUGGAAGGGCACGGCGGAGGAGAAGGCGCGCGCGCGGUUCGUGGAUGGUCUGGCGAAGAUGAUCGAGGACCGUCGCAGAAUGCUGGAGAACCAGGGCAAGAUGGACCCGGCGCAGUCGCAGGCGAAGGCGAAGGCUUCGACGCAUCGGCGCCAGGAGAGCGAGGGACCUGGCGGUGGGAUUUUCCGCAAUCUACAGCGGUUACGGGAGGAGAUCUACCUGGAGUAAUAGACUGAUUAUAUCGAGUGUGUAUGGAGUAUGUCCAUUGUACAGCGGCAGACAUGUAUCUGUCCAGUGUCCAGACAGUUGAUGUUAACUAAGAUGAAACACCCGCGGAGGCAGGCCAAGACUGAGACGCAGCGAGAGUCAGUCGAUGACGCGGCAGUUUGAAGACCAGAUUUGCCUGGACUCUCAGGAGCGCUAGAAUUAAUCCA
Aspergillus steynii IBT 23096 is the source of this 1467-nucleotide messenger RNA. RefSeq lists its product as uncharacterized. The record is from RefSeq and is a predicted model, not a curated record. NCBI's taxonomy places the organism in Eukaryota, Fungi, Ascomycota, Eurotiomycetes, Eurotiales, Aspergillaceae. The transcript has a single exon. Bases 179 to 1261 code for a protein of 360 amino acids.